Molecule: messenger RNA, 4232 nt
Organism: Amoebophrya sp. A25
Lineage: Eukaryota; Dinophyceae; Syndiniales; Amoebophryaceae
Source: the annotation of a GenBank genome assembly
AUGGCGAUUCCGCAGCAGCAGUUGUUGAGCGAGCUGCAGGCCGCUGCAGGAGCAAAAGAGGAGCGAAAGGAGCAAGCGAAGCAGAAACGUAGCGUCCGAGAUGAUGACACCAGCGUUAUGCAUAAUCUCGGGCGACAGGGAGAAGCCAAGACGAAGGCGAAUGUUGAGUGCUACCGCACGAUUCUCGGUAAGGGCAAGUCGCUUGGUGGUCAUGGAUGGAAAAUCCUUCGCGCGAUGCCGAUCUCUGACGACAAGAUCUCGCGUCGCUACUGUCCUGUCGUGCACCGCACUAUGCUGAACCAGCUCAAAUCAGAUGAUCGGCCUCGUAUGACACGAAAGCAGAUGAUGGAGAUCCUGGACGAGAAUUACCGCGACCUGCAGGAAGCUCUGAAGCAAGUUAGGAGCUCGAGCUCUACUGGGGUGAGUGUUGAAGCACAAAACGACCUGGCAAGAUCAUCUUCUUCUUCGGCGAAGCUAAGCGAGAACGACAUCAUGCCGAGCGAAUCCCGGUCGUCUCAUUCGGUUUCUAUCGCUGCGGCUUUUCCAAAGAGUGCGUCUUUGGCUGCGAGUUCCGUAUGUUUGUCGCAACACGCACUGCCGAAGGCUGCUGGCAUCUCUUUAGCGAUGCCUCCUUCGAAGCCACCAGCUGAGAUCUCCUCUUCAUCAUCGAGUGAUCUACCGCGCGAGCCGGAUUGCAGUGCUCUUGUAAGUUGUUCCUCGGGGUACUUGUUACCCGUCUCGAGCAAGGAGAUCGAGUGCGGGGAUGAUGACGGUUUGUCGAACUUGGUUGCCGACGGAGAUGGCGAUCCAUCUGUCGCAGAGUUGACUGCGCUUGAAGGUUCCCGUCCACAAGAGAAUCUGACUGGAGACGAUGCUACUGCAGGAGCUGUCGUUGAUGGGAACGACAGCCCCACAACGCGAGCGCGCGAGACUGCGGAUAUCAUCGCUCGAGUCGAGGACGGACGCCAACGUCGUGCAGCUGAGCUGGAGGCCGCUGGGAUUGUGUCGCGCCCGAAGUUUCAGAGCGUUGUCAACAUUGAAACGACGAAGAGGAUCUUCGAGGUUGAUGAGCUGCAGCAGAUGAACGCUGUUGCCGACAGCAUACGCAAGACGCCAAGCAACCUGCACGUUGAACACGCAGCAACAUUUCUCAAGUGGGAAAUGUGGAGUGACGUCGGGAUGUGCAUUCUACGCAACAUGCACAUCCGGAGUGCAACGGACGGCAUUUUCUUCAUGCAGAUCAAGCCAGUUCUGGUCUUCGAGCAGCUUCAGUCCUUCCACUGGUUCGAUCACGCAAAUUUCACGGCUGACAUGACAUUGCCGCCAGUUCCUCCGCCGUGGGUGUCCGGUCGUGACGUUUUGAUGCGUGAGAAGAUCCAACUGAAGCAGAGUGACGCAGCGGUGAAGGGUUUUAAAACGUUGAUUGCCGGUGGCCAGGUUGAAGACGCGAAAACGGUGCUGUCGCGUGCCACCAUUGAUCACCGUGAGCUCGUGCCCCUGUUCCUCGAGUCGGCUGCCAGCUCGGAGUUUUAUGCGGAGUUCCUCGACGUCCAGCUGUCGUUAACGUUUGUGCUGAUGACUUUCAGCAAGCACGGGAUCCUCUUGGAAAACCACGACGUCGGACCUCGGUAUCUGAUGAAUGACACCCAUCUGAAGCUGGUUCUGCCUCCGCUCGACGUUCGGCAUGAGAAGUUGUCACUGGCUCGAGCGGAGAUCGCAAAUGUGGGCACGAAUCGGAUGCCGUUCGAAAAGUUCAAGACGCAUAUAGUUGCGCUUCUGGACUCGGCAUUGGCUGACGAGGAUAGUCGUAUCGUCCGGCUCACCGAGGGCGCGCUUCAAGUCGCAACAAUGGAGGACUACAAGCGGCAGCUGUUGUGGUAUCUAUUUCUACUCAGUAAGUCGUCUGAUUUUCUGAGGUUUCGCCAUUGCAAACCUUUAGUCUAUAUUAUUCCGUCUUCCUUGUAUUCAUUUUCGUCUUGUGCUCUGACUCGUUUCUUCAGUGGGGUACUGGGAAUUGUGCUUUUUUAGUUUGGUUUGGUAACUGACUUAAGAGUGUUGAUCUCAAGUUCUUUUUCAAGAUGCCACUCGAUCCAAACAACAGCUCCGGCAGCGAGAUGACCGACGCGAUGGUAGUUGCGGUUCGCAUUUUUGCUCCGACUGAUGAUCGGCGUGCGAAGGCUUUGCGGGUGCUUGCUUACUACAACUCGAUGCACGCUUUGGGCCUCGGCGAGCAUCCCGCAGUGAUGUUGCGCCACGAUGAUCCUGUCCAUGAUCUUGCUUUGGCUUACGCUGUCGGCCAAGCGAAUCCAACAGAGUACAUUCGCACCCUUUUGGCGAGCAAGGAGAAGCCGAUGACGGACCACAGCGAAGACGACCUGCAGCGUCUUAUUGAUAACGCAGACGCGAUCCGCAAAGCUGCUCAGCACUACUUGUCACAGCAUGACUAUGCGGAGCUCGCAGCACUUGGCGCUGCAGCACAGAACGAAAUCUUGGCGCGCAAAACCAAGGAGAAGAUGUCGAAGAAGGGAAAAAACGCAGCAGGAGAAGCGCCGGAUGUGCCGGCGGCUACAAAUGAGGAGUUGGCGGCCUUCUUUGCCACCGAUAUGGCAGACGGUGAUGACGACGGGGAGCUGCUUGACCCGGAUGUUUCUACGACAACGAAGAAACGAGGCCGAAAGAUGAAGAAUAAGGCGGAAGGAAAGGCUCCGGCACCCAGAUCGAAGAAGAAGAAGAUCGCAGACGCGGCUGCUGCACUGGCUGGCUCGUCCGCUAUUGGUGGUGUAGGCCAGAGCGCAUCUUCUAGUACAACAGCCGCACUUGGAGGCGCAGAUGCUGAGCCCUCUGUUGCCACAAAAGCAGACGCAGCAAAGAACUUCGACAUCUUCGGUGACCUUUUUGCAGGAACAGCGGCCGCUGAGUGAAGGCCAAGGGACUCGGUGAGGGUCUGACGAUAGCAGAACGAACGCCCACAUCUCGGCUUUGUAUGUGGUUGGUGAUUCUUGUUCACAUCUGUGAAGAAGCUGGGGUGUUGUGGGUAGGUGAUGUCUACAUGUAACUCAUACUGGGGCAGCUUCGAUGGACUUUGAUUUUAUAAUUAUAGUAGGCCUGAUCUUGUAUUUGUAACUUCAAUAAAAUGACUACUCGUCUAUUAAGGAUGUAAUUGCUCGUUUUGUAGUGCACAGGUUGUCGCUUGGUUGUUCAUAAAUAUGUACUAAGAUCUUACAACUUCUUCCUUAUUAUCUACAUUGAUAAGCAUUGAAAAGUUUCGAACUCGUCUGAACUCUUAGCUUUUGCCUACAAUUUCGAUGAGGUUGCUCUCUCGAGCCAUGGCCUCAGCCGAACAGAAACUGGCAUAGAAUAAAGACCUUGUAGUAUGAGCGUGAACUUGUUUUUUUAUCGUCCUCAAGCUAUCGAAUAUUUACUCCUUGGCGCAUAGCUCUUGUUGUGUAGGUCUUCGGCUUGAGAUGCCGAGUGACCUACGCAGCUACUGGAGCAACAAUGAAGAUACUCAAAGAAGAACGUCAUAGAUCCGAACUAAAGACUUGGCUUGAAUAUAAAUAUAUCAGAUAUAGGGAGAGUAGUUUGGUACUAUCGAGUAAUUGUUUUGAUUUAGUAGCACCAUCAUUGAACUAACAUUUUGGCACUCAUUUCUCGGCAUUGAUAGCGGGAACUUAUGCGAGGUAGUGGCUGGAAUUCCUAUAGACAACUGACGACGUCACUUGCCCGCGAUUUUCAAUAUGAAUCGACGAAGAAAGUAAGACCGUUGCGAUAGUUGUACAUCUCUAACUGCUGCAUACGGGACGAGAGCACGACUUGCAGAACUAACAUGGGGAUUAGGAUUCGCCUCAAGAAGGCAGCGCUACAGAAUUUGCUGCUGAGAUUGAGUAUCACACUCAAAGUUUUGGCGAAUGGAUUCGGUGCUUCUCUGGUUGCAGUCGUGUUCCUGCUCUUCUCGGUCUUCGGGGUGAGGUCAUCUACUUGGAGCUUGAUGCAAGUCGGUCCCCCGAUGCCUUCAGGCUUGAUAAGGGUUUUAGUAUACUAGACUCGACGCCUUGUCCCUAUCGUGAUUGAUUUCGAUACUCUUUAACUGAUCGUUGGCACUAGCUCUUCUCCUUAUCGGCAGUCGGUGUUUUGUGUGUAGACUCGGCUCGAUAGUUUGCUCGGCAAAAGCUUUGGCGAAUCUCUCUUGUGGCUCGAUCGAUUUCGUGGUAGUGUGCUUGCGUGUUGUCGUG